CUCUCUCUCUCUCUCUCUCUCAACAAUGGCGUCUGUAGAAGAAUGGCGGCCUCAAUGGCUUUCCGCGAUUAGGCUCCCACCUGAUCUCAUCCUCCACGUCCACGGCUGCACUUUUCGCCUUCACAAGUUCCCCAUGGUAUCCAGAUCUGGGAAACUUGCAGAGCUCCUCUCAGAGACACCCCAUGGUGAACCCCUUCGACUCUCGCUUACAGGUAUCCCGGCAGAUGCCCCGACUUUUGAGACAGUAGCAAAGUUCUGCUAUGGGCAUGACGUGCUGAUAACUCCAGCCAACUUCCUCUCUCUCUACACUGUUGCAUCUUAUCUCCAGAUGACAGAUUCCUUCUGUCAUGAUAACCUCCAAAACAAGACCAUUGCUUUCUUUCAUAACAGAGUGAUCCAUGACUGGAACAGCUGCAUUGCAGUCCUCAAGAGUUGCCAGAAGAAGCAGAAGUUGUCAUAUGUGCAGAAGCCUCUGCUCAUUCCCAUCAUCCGCGAAUGCCUAAGCUCAAUAGCGGAAAUGGCCUCCCAUGAUCCAUCUCUUCUUGGGCCCCCACUUGAAAACCCGGCACUUUCGCAGCAGGCUCAGAGGAUCACUGCUGGAAGGAGAAGAAGACUAUUUGAUUCGGACAGGCAAGAUCUGAUCACACUGGACAUUGGAUACUAUGAACUUGCAAUGAUAUCAAUCAAGGAACACAGUGUGCCGGCUGAAUAUAUUUCUGGAUCUUUACUCCGGUAUGUUCGAGAGAGGCUGCGUGUUAACGAAGAAGACUUCAUGCCCGAGAUUCUAGAGACAAUAGAGAGCAUAAUGCCCAUCCAAACAGGCAUAAUUCCUUGUAAAUAUCUCAUUGAAAUGCUUCGAUGGGCAAUCACAUUCCAAGCAUCUGAAAAAUGUCAGGAAAGUCUUCAGCAACGGAUUGGGAAACAGCUCGAUGAGGUUGAUCUCCAGGAUCUAUUGAUACCAUCCAGUGCAUACUCACAGCAGACCAAGUACGAUAUAGAGUGCGUAUCCAGAAUUUUCAAGAGCUACAGUGAGAGCUGCCAUGAUGUUGAUAUCGAGACAUUAUCAAGGGCUUAUGCACUGGUUGAUAAUUUUCUUCUGGAGGCAGCAAAAGAUGAGAAUCUGAAUGUCAAGGAGUUUGUCAAGCUCAUUGAAUGCUGCCCCAAUGAUCCAAGGAGGUGCAGUGAUGGGCUGUACAGAGCCAUUGAAAUAUUCGUCGAUGUGCAUGGAUAUCUAACUGAAUCAGAGAAGGAGAGGGUGUGUCAAAUGCUUGAUUGUCAAAAUUUAACAUGGGAGGCAUGUGCACAUGCAAUGAUGAACCAAAGGAUGCCGGUGCGCGUGCUUGCAAACAUCGUCUUCAUGGGGCAAUUGCACUUGAGGAAUACCAUUGUUAACAGUGAUGUUGGUGAUGAUAAAGCACAAGAGUGUGGUGGCAGUGGCAGUGGCAGUGGCAGUGGUGGCAGCGGCGGUGUUGGUGGCAUCAGCACCGGAAACAGUGGGAGUGAUCAUCACAAUUAUGAUGUGAGGGCGCUCAGAGCGGAGAUGGAGAGGAUGGAUAUGAAGGUGAUGGAGUUAGUGCGGGUAGGACGGAGUGAGAAAAGGAGCUUUUGGAGGGAGUUGAAAGCCAUACUAGGGUGUGGAAGGAGUCUUAGAGUACAUGAUUCUUAUAAAGACAAGGACCAUCCAAAUUAA
Messenger RNA from Nymphaea colorata (pocket water lily), 1690 nucleotides. Its product is annotated as BTB/POZ domain-containing protein At1g30440-like. The transcript is spliced from 3 exons. The record is from RefSeq and is a predicted model, not a curated record. Gene Ontology annotation, molecular function: protein binding. Bases 26 to 1690 code for a protein of 554 amino acids. Lineage: Eukaryota; Viridiplantae; Streptophyta; Magnoliopsida; Nymphaeales; Nymphaeaceae.